Molecule: messenger RNA, 1251 nt
Organism: Colletotrichum higginsianum IMI 349063
Lineage: Eukaryota; Fungi; Ascomycota; Sordariomycetes; Glomerellales; Glomerellaceae
Product: Oxidoreductase family protein
Exons: 3
Coding region: 1-1251 (416 amino acids)
Biological process (GO): NADPH regeneration
Cellular component (GO): cytoplasm
Molecular function (GO): oxidoreductase activity; nucleotide binding
Source: RefSeq, a predicted model, not a curated record
AUGGAGCCUCUCAACGUCUUGAUGGUCGGUACUGGAGAGUACACCACCGGCUUUGUCGGCGGCGGUGCCUCUGGCUCAGAUAAGAAGGUCGGUGUCGUCGGUCUCACCCUCUUCGACCUUAGGAGGAGAGGCAAGGUCAACCAGCUGGGCAUGGUUGGCGUCAAUGGCACCAAGUUCCCCGCCAUCAGGGAACACCUCGACAAGAACAUCACCCAGGUCUACAACGGCCUGGACACGUCGUUCGACUCGUACCCCGCCAACGACAAGAAGGACUCCGACUCGUACAAGACGGCCAUCGACGCCCUCAAGGCGGGCGACGCCAUUACCAUUUUCACCCCCGACACCACCCACUACCCCAUCGCCCUCUACGCCAUCGAGCGCGGCAUCCACGUGCUGCUGACCAAGCCCGCCGUCAAGGACCUCGAGCACCACCAGGCCCUCAUCGAAGCCGCCGAGAAGAAGGGCGUAUACGUCUUCAUCGAGCACCACAAGCGCUUCGACCCCGCCUACUCAGACGCCCGCUUCAAGGCCCAGAAGCUCGGCGACUUCAACUACUUCUACAGCUACAUGUCCCAGCCCAAGUCCCAGCUCGAGACCUUUAAGGCCUGGGCCGGCAAGGAAUCGGACAUCUCGUACUACCUCAACAGCCACCACGUCGACAUCUGCGACUCCAUGGUCACCCAGCUCGGCUUCGUGCCCGUCAAGGUCUCGGCCUCGGCCUCCAAGGGCAUCGCCACGAGCCUCGGCUGCGACCCGGUCACCGAGGACACCAUCUCGGUCCUCGUCCACUGGGAGAAGACGGGCGACCCCAGCAAGAAGGCCACGGGCGUCUACACGGCCAGCUGGACCGCGCCCCAGCGCGCCGGCGUCCACUCGAACCAGUACUUCCACUACCUCGCCGCCAACGGCGAGAUCCGCGUCGACCAGGCCAAGCGCGGCUACGACGUCGCCGACGACUCGGCCGGCCAGCUCAUGUGGUACAACCCCUUCUACAUGCGCUACGCCCCGGACGAGGACGGUAACUUCAACGGCCAGACCGGCUACGGCUACAUCUCGCUCGAGAAGUUCGUCGACGGCUGCAGGCAGGUCAACGCCGGCCAGCUCAAGCCCAAGGACCUCGACGCCAAGGGCCUGCCGACCCUCAAAAACACCAUCGCCACUACAGCCAUCCUCCACGCCGGUCGCAAGAGCAUCGACGAGGACCGCGAGAUCAAGAUCGAGAUCAACGACGGCGUCUGGAAACUGGUGUGA